AAGAACACAUACAUUAACAAUGUGGUCUGUGUUUCAGUACUACUCGGCGGCGGCGAUCUUGGUGGCAUUGACGACGGCGUUUGGGGGAUCCAAUGCGCAGCUCAGCGCCACUUUUUACGACGGGACGUGCCCUAACGCGACGACUGUUGUGCGCGACGUCGUGCAGCGGGCGCAGCGGAGCGACGUCCGUAUAGGCGCCAAACUCAUCCGCCUUCACUUCCACGACUGCUUUGUCAACGGUUGUGACGGGUCGCUUUUGCUAGACGAUGGAAACGGCAUAGAGAGCGAGAAAGGUGCAGUUCCAAAUCAAGCAACAGAUGGAUUUGAUGUGGUUGACGACAUCAAAUCAGCAUUAGAGAGUGUUUGUCCCGGCAUCGUCUCUUGUGCUGAUAUUCUAGCCAUUGCUUCUCAAGUUUCAGUCUCUUUGGCUCGAGGUCCAUCAUGGGAAGUUCAACUAGGUAGAAGAGACAGCAGAACCGCGAACCGAGCAGGAGCCGACAAUGACAUUCCCGGUCCUUUCGAAAGCCUCAGCAGUGUCGUUGCCAAGUUUUCUGCCGUUGGACUCGAUUCCACCGACCUAGUUGCUUUAUCUGGUGCUCAUACAUUUGGGAGGGCUCGGUGCGUGGCCUUUAGCCGCAGGCUCUACAACUUCAACAACAGCACGAACCCUGACCCCUCGCUGGACCCCACCUACUUGCAGACACUCCGCCAGACGUGCCCCCAAGGCGGCGAUGGCAGCGCCCUCGCCAAUCUUGAUCCUUCCACUCCGAACACCUUCGACAACAACUACUUUACCAACCUCCAGAACAACCGCGGCCUCCUCCAGACUGAUCAGGAGCUCUUCUCCGCCGGCACCGCCGCCACCACUGCCGCCGUCAACCGGUUCGCGGCCAGCGAGAGCGAGUUCUUCGACAGCUUCGGUCGGUCCAUGAUAAAUAUGGGGAACAUAAGUCCCUUGACGGGGAACAAUGGAGAGAUUAGGUCUGAUUGCAAAAGGGUUAAUUAGAAAAAUAUUAAUUAAUUAAUUCACA
Malania oleifera is the source of this 1031-nucleotide messenger RNA. RefSeq names its product peroxidase A2-like. Gene Ontology annotation, biological process: hydrogen peroxide catabolic process; response to oxidative stress. Lineage: Eukaryota; Viridiplantae; Streptophyta; Magnoliopsida; Santalales; Ximeniaceae. Gene Ontology annotation, molecular function: peroxidase activity; heme binding. The transcript has 4 exons. Bases 20 to 1006 code for a protein of 328 amino acids. The record is from RefSeq and is a predicted model, not a curated record.